Molecule: messenger RNA, 2250 nt
Organism: Lobosporangium transversale
Lineage: Eukaryota; Fungi; Mortierellomycota; Mortierellomycetes; Mortierellales; Mortierellaceae
Exons: 2
Coding region: 80-2224 (714 amino acids)
Source: RefSeq, a predicted model, not a curated record
CACCUGUUAACAUUCCCCUGGAUCAUCGCAACGCAUUUCUUGCGCUCAGUGGACUUCAAAGAGCAAGCCUCGAAACAUCAUGUUGUCACCAUCUGAUCCUUCUCUCUCUCCAUCCGAUCGUGUUGAUCAUGUCGCUUCACUUGCUGAUGCACCUUCCAUCGCCUCUGUCCUUGAAUCUACCGAUCCUGCAGUCAGAGCCUUUCUUCAAGUUGCUGUAGCCCAUCAGCAAGCUACAGAGGCAGCAGCAGCAGGUGUAUCCGCACCUUCAACUGUACCUGUUGACUUUACGAAAGCCAAUGAGAUCAAGCUACCUCUUUCUGAGCUUGCUUCAGUAUCGGAGGUGACAGCUAUGGCAUCUGAAUCGACCCCAACGACAAUACAUGUAGAUAUGAGCUCGCUCCCGCACACUGUACCCGAAGAAAUUCUCCAAAGUCUGAUUCCAACCGUAACAUCCACGCCUCUUGUUUCCGUUGCAGAACAGGCGGCAGAUCAAAUCCUGGCUACUGCUUCAUUACCUACUUCCACUCUUGUCUCGACUGCCGCCUUGACCUCAUUGCCCAUUACAGCGUCGAAUGCAGCUCACACUUCUAUUAUAACACCAGCAGUGACGUCAACGCCCAAUUCUAUUAUUGCUACAUCAACGACUUUCACCACAUCAACAGUCACCACCGCGCCAGUGUCACCAUCAGCGGUUACCACGCCUCUGCUUACUCCUACUAGUACAGUGGCAGUAAAAAUUGGCACACCAGCUAGUACUACAUCGACAGCCAGCUCUUCUACACCAGCGGUAGCAACCAGUCGUCCGUUUGUCUCCACUAAGCGCUUCAAUCCGGACGAUAUUUUCUGCUUGGGUUGCUGUCGUAAUCUAUCUGUAGAUCAUUAUACUUGUCCGAACACUAAUCGCGUCUUCAAGUCAUGUAACGCUUGUCGUCAGAAGUCCAGAAUUAACUCCAAAAAAGUCACUAAACCUGCAACAAUGCCUACAAAGCCUACUAUUUCUAUGGAAGAGUUUGGUACAAAGUUAAGGGAACUUGAGGCGUCUCAGGAAGAAACUAGUCUGGAUGUCAUGGUUCGUUUGGAAGGUUCUGUGGAAAUGGACCCGGAGACACUCAAGGCUCGUGGGGCGCAGAUUGCUGCGCAGGUCUAUGAAUCCACUGGAUACUGGUUCUCGCACUCGAGGACUAAUGACGAGACACAGUCUAAAACAAGACUCAAAAUAUACGGCUGCUCACAACGCGAAGAUCGACGUGCACCCCCUGCGCUUAAAACACAGAGUAGGAAGCGUAAUCGUCCAUCAACAAAAUCAUAUUUUCCUUGCAAGGGUAAUCUGACCAUGACAUUUUAUCAUAACAUGAACCAUGUCCGAGUCGUCUAUGGACAUAAGAGACAUGCCAAAUAUGACAAUCGAAAAUGCCCAGAUCAUGUUCGUGCGUUCGUUAAGGAGAAUUUAAGUUUGCCGCCACGCCAGCUUUUUGACACUUUAUUGGAAGCUAAUCCAGGUCUGGGUAUUACACAGGCUCAAAUACGAUAUUGGAGUCAUUACUACAAAAAGAACAUGGAUCAAGAUGGUAGUUCAGGCGAAAGUAAGAAUAAGGCUAGCAGUGCUAUUGUUGGUGAAGCUGUAGCUACACCAGAUGCAUCGAUGACGAAUGGUUCAUGCCUUGGAGAAAGCACGGAACAGAAUACUGCAAGUCACAUAACUGGACUUAUUGAGCCAACGAGUCAAGACCAGUUGCUCCAACAGCAAGCAGAUGAGGAACGAAAUCGAAAUGAACAAGUUCAUCAAAUUCUCUUGGCUUCUGAUGUCGCUGCAUUGCAAUCAUUGGCACAAUCACACCAUGUGGGUGCAAGUCUAGUUGGAGCUGAUGGCUCUAUUGCUAUUUCAGUGCCAAUGACUGACUUGGACACAUCCCCUUUGACUUCAAGUAUUGUGCAGAGAGUAUUAAGCGAGAAUGGAAAGGGAUUACUAGAUCUGCAAGCUAGUCUUCGCGCUGUAUCUGAAGCGACGGCAGCAGCUACGGCGGCAGCAUCAGGGUUACAGGCCAGUCUUCGUGCUGUAUCUCAAGCAGCAUCAGCAGCUACAACAUCAGCGUCUGCCAUAAAUGAUGUAGAAGGAGAUGCAGUUGUACAGCAAGUGAGAGCAUUCAUGAAAGAAAAUGAUCAACAGCAACAACGGCUUUUGGAACAGCAACAGCAACAGGAAAUGAAGGAGGAACAGUUGUAAAAUAAAUAUUAGGCAUAAAAACUGAG